Molecule: messenger RNA, 276 nt
Organism: Effrenium voratum
Lineage: Eukaryota; Dinophyceae; Suessiales; Symbiodiniaceae
Source: the annotation of a GenBank genome assembly
AUGCAGAGCCCAGGCCCUCAGGUGACCGAGCUUGCGCAGCAGCGCUCUGUGAGUGCUCUAGUGGCACGUGCGCGUGCACGAACUGCUGGCACAGCAGUGCCCUUCAGUUCGCACGGGUUGGUGGAGAACUCCGAAUCUGGACGUGGAUACACCCUGGGCCGCGAGUACCCCACAGCAGGCAGUGGAUGCAUGCUCACCAGCGUUCUGGCGCCUGUUGGGGUGAGCCUCACCUUCUGUGUCAUCGUUGGGAAGUCGCUCCAUUUGCUGGGCAAGUGA